AACAAGAGGAAAAACUGAAAACAAGAGGACACCCCCCGGAGACGAUGGAGGAUGAUGGGUCAGUAGUCCCCAGACAGUCGUGCUUAAAGCUGGAACCCAAAGAAUCCCAACCCAUCUUCGUCAAGGGCACAUGGUUCCACUCCCGCUUCGACCUCUCCAUCACCGACGGCCUCAACGCCUGGGUCUGCCACGCCUCCGAGGACGCCGUUAGAGACCGAGCCGCCCAGUGGGACCAGCCGGUUCCCGACUACGUCUCAUUAGCCGAGCGCUAUUUAGGGUUUCAGCACCCCGAUUCCGUCUACAAAUUCACUGAUGCCGGCGACGGCCACAAAAGAUUGUCGUGGACUUUUGACAAGGAAGGGACCAAGCUAGAAUGGCGGUGGAAGUGUGAACCAUCGCCGAACAGUAAGGAAACCACAGCAGCGGUGCUCGAUUUUCUGAUGGAUGCCAAUGUUGGGCUAAGUGAAGAAGUUGUGAGAAAAACUCAAUCAUUUGAAAGGUUGAAAGUGGAAGCUGAGAUGUGUCUAAUACAGAGUGAAAGGAUUGCCAAUGAGAAGAUCGAGUUUGAAUCCGCAGUUUAUGCAAAGUUUCUUGGGGUCUUGAAUUCAAAGAAGACGAAACUAAGAGAGCUUCGGGACAAGCUCUCAAAACAAGAAGCGGCUGGGAAACUGCCAGAACAAGAAGAAGAGAGCACAGACAAAACUGAAACUUAUGUAAGUGAUGAUGAGAAUAGUGAGGUAGAUUCCUUGAAAGAUCCUCCACCAACUUCCAAGGAUAUUCCAUCUAGUAGGUCUCAAGGUCGAAAGAGGGCAUUCCAGAAAUAAUCUCACUCGUCCAUUCCACAUAUCAGCAUGUUUCUGCUCCUUGGAUAGUGGAAUUUUAGAAUUUUUUUUUCCUGUUAGGAAUUUGUAUGCAUACUGAUUCUUGUUUACUUCUAUUUGGGGUAGAUACUCAACUAUGAUUUUUUACAAGUUCAUGAACAAAUUGUUGUCGAUACAGUGAUUUGGUUUAAUCAUAUGUAAAUAUGUAAAACAAUGUGGUACAUUCGUUGUCAAUGUUGUAAAUUUAGUUAAAAUGAUUUGC
Molecule: messenger RNA, 1083 nt
Organism: Fragaria vesca subsp. vesca
Lineage: Eukaryota; Viridiplantae; Streptophyta; Magnoliopsida; Rosales; Rosaceae
Product: DNA repair protein XRCC4-like
Exons: 4
Coding region: 45-824 (259 amino acids)
Biological process (GO): double-strand break repair via nonhomologous end joining; DNA recombination; response to X-ray
Cellular component (GO): DNA ligase IV complex; DNA-dependent protein kinase-DNA ligase 4 complex; nucleus
Molecular function (GO): DNA binding
Source: RefSeq, a predicted model, not a curated record